Molecule: messenger RNA, 501 nt
Organism: Saccostrea echinata
Lineage: Eukaryota; Metazoa; Mollusca; Bivalvia; Ostreida; Ostreidae
Product: NADH dehydrogenase [ubiquinone] 1 alpha subcomplex subunit 6-like
Exons: 3
Coding region: 15-392 (125 amino acids)
Biological process (GO): response to oxidative stress
Source: RefSeq, a predicted model, not a curated record
ACAGCCUCAGAGCAAUGGCUACCGCAAACAAGGUCGUAGGUGGCCUAAAACAGGUCAAACCUAUUAUGUCUGCAAAUAAGGCAGAAUCCAGAGCAAGAGUUGUUCAUUUGUACAAAGCUUGGUACAAGCAAAUACCAACAAUAAUUGCUAAGUUCAAACUAGAUGUCACAGAACAAGAAGCCUAUGCAAAGCUCAGGGAGGAGUUCAUUAAAAACAAGCAUGUCACAGAUUUAAGAGUUGUUGAUUUACUGGUUGUAAAGGGUCAACUGGCACUCUUAGAUGCUGUGGAGGACUUUAGUCAGAAAACUCACUUAAUGAAAUACUUCAAAGACACACAUAACCCAAGACCCACAGAUUUCUUAGGAAAGUUUUAUGCAGGACAUGAUCCUUAAACCAUCCAAAAUAGGAUAAUUGCUAUUCAUCACACACACACACAAAUGUAGACAUUGUUAACAAAGUGUUUGUUAAUAUUCUCUCCAUAGUAAUAAAGCAGAAUUGGAA